Molecule: messenger RNA, 1419 nt
Organism: Colletotrichum chrysophilum
Lineage: Eukaryota; Fungi; Ascomycota; Sordariomycetes; Glomerellales; Glomerellaceae
Exons: 2
Coding region: 1-1419 (472 amino acids)
Biological process (GO): 'de novo' NAD+ biosynthetic process from L-tryptophan
Cellular component (GO): cytoplasm
Molecular function (GO): heme binding; metal ion binding; indoleamine 2,3-dioxygenase activity
Source: RefSeq, a predicted model, not a curated record
AUGAGAGCGGAAAUCUUCAUCACAUAUUUCUGUUGCCUUGGGGCUGCUUGUCUGGCGUCCCGGGUAUGGAAGCUUUUCUGGUCAUACAAACGAUCCAAGGUCGUGGAUGAGAAACCAGUCUCCGAAGAAACCGACGAAGAAUUGAGAGACCGAAAUAUCGAAAAUAUUCAAAGACUCGUUGGAAGUCACGAGAUUGCCGCUGUGCUCUCCGAUCUUGUCAAGAACGAUGGAGCUGGGUCCUGGCCACCCCGAGCGAACCAUGCUCUCGGUGCCUGGCCCGAAGCUCUGCGGCCGUACCGGAAGAUUUACAUGGAGCUGGCUCCCCAAAUCCCACAAGCCAACCCCUCUCUGGACGACAACGUCAAUCUCGCUCGCAUCGCCGAGUUCCGCUCCCAAUUCCGAACACUCCUGCGGGAAGAAGUUGACCUGCCCCAGGUCGAAGGUCUUCUGAGCAGCACUGAGGCCGACCAGUGGAACGCGAUGCCUCAAGAUGUAUACAACGCCUUCUAUUGCUGCAUCGCUUCCUGCAGACAUGCGUAUCGAUGGGCUACUAUUCCGGUUGUGAAAGUAGCCCAGAUGGAGACGCAGGUCGACUUGCCUGAGGAGCUGGUUCUUCCAUGGAAGUACAUGCAGCGAAGUUUUGAUUGCGCAUCCGACGCUGGAAACAAUACCAGUAAUCUGAUAUUGAACUUCGACGCCGACGGCGAAUACAUGUUUCGAGCUAACACUGGUAUGACGCCACACAUCGUUGCGGCCGAAGAAGCGUUCGCACGUAUUUUCCACGAAACCGAAGUCCGGGCCGUGUCCGUUUACUAUGAAAUGCUUCAAGCCACUAUCACUUGGACAAGAGGCGACAUGGCAGAGUGUGCGCGUCAUGUGGCGGCCGUUGGCACACAGUUGAGGACAGUACUGAAAAGCUAUUACGACCGUAUGCAUGAAACUCGCAUCCCUCGAUCGGUGUGGCUUUCAAGAGUACAGAGCUUUUUCGCUUGGAGCGCCGGCAACAAAGAGCAGCCCGACGUUCGAUUCAACGGCUUGAGCGGAAACCAGGUCUUGCUCUUCCAGGCGUUGGACGCCUUCCUUGGUCUCGAGCCUUACCUAUCAGAGGAAGACCUGGAGCGUAGUGUGCCUGUAAGGCAGCGCGCACUAGGCAAAGCCUUCCGGAAACAUUCUUUUAGGGACCAGCUUUCUCCCGAAAACAAGCUCCAUGUGCGGAUUGCGGAAGAGAUGGAGGACGUUGUAAAGCGCCUUAGAGUGUUUCGCGCCGCCCAUAGGACUCGUUCCUUGCCAUACCUAGCAUAUCCCGCUCCCGAGAGACUACCCAUGACGGCGGCAAAGUCUCUGCUCAAAUCUGAUUUGAAGUCAAGUUUGGAGUACCUCGAUGCUUUCAUGCUUGGCCGACUUAAGCAGACAGUAUGA